UGGAGAAACCAACAAGCACUCGCAUUUAAAAGUCAAGGAAAGCUUCAUUUCUGAUCAAAAAUCAAAGCAAAACCGAGGGAGCAAGAGGAAUAGACACAUGGUUCUUCCUCCAAAACUGGCAAAAACAAUCAUAUUAGCAUUCAUUGGCUUCUUGAUGUGCACUAUUACUGUUAGAAGCGUUCCCAAUACAAAGGUGCUUACUGUUCUCUGCAACUCUGGAGUUUACUCAAAGGGUGAUCCUUUUGGCAUAAGCCUAAGCUAUGUUGUUGAAGAACUAGAGAUUGUGACCCCCACAAGCAAGAAUUAUGACUACUACAACAUCUCUCCUUAUCCAAAUGCUUUCGCGUAUGGCCAUGCUGCUUGCAACCGAAAUCUCACUACUUCAGACUGCACAACUUGUCUUGGUGCAGCUAAAACAACCAUGUUUUCCACUUGUCAAAGCAGGAUUGGAGCUCGUUCGGUGCUCUAUGAUUGUACAAUUAGGUAUGAGCAAUAUCCAUUCACUGAUUAAUGAAGCAUGUUUCUGGGAUAAUAACAGAUAGAUGGGAUUUUUUUUGGUUGGUCCAAAGAUGUCAAGUAUCUGCCACAAAGUGAAUGUGUCCAACCUUAUCUCCUUAAAUGGUCUCAUUCAUAUUCUAGUUUGAUAAGGUUUUCUUCCCUCAUUCUAGCCUUGUUUUUGUCUAAUUUUGGACUCUUGUAGAGGGAAAGAUGUAUGUCUGUCUGUCUGUGAAUUGAGUAAAGAUGAUAAUAAUAAUAAUAAUGAUAAUAAUAAUAAAGCUAAUGGAUGAUUCCGUGAGA
Messenger RNA from Hevea brasiliensis (rubber tree), 798 nucleotides. RefSeq names its product antifungal protein ginkbilobin-like protein. The record is from RefSeq and is a predicted model, not a curated record. Lineage: Eukaryota; Viridiplantae; Streptophyta; Magnoliopsida; Malpighiales; Euphorbiaceae. The transcript has a single exon. The coding region runs from base 98 to 511 and encodes 137 amino acids. Gene Ontology annotation, cellular component: plasmodesma.